AUGAACAUAAAUGGCACAAAAUACUACGAUACUGGUGACAAUGCAUGGAUGAUGACAUCCACCGUACUUGUUCUUCUUAUGACACCAGCACUCGCCUUCUUCUAUGGUGGUCUCGUUGACCAUAAAAAUGUUCUCAAUCAACUUUUCCUUUCAUUUAUAUGCAUGGGUAUCGUCUUUCUUCAGUGGGUACUGUUCGGCUUCUCUUUCGCUUUCGGCCCACCCGUCAGCCCUGGUUUCGGAUCAUUCGGAUGGUCUGUGCUACGAUUCGGUGAAUCCUAUAAUCCAAACUAUAGUCCCACAUAUCCUCUUCUCACCUAUUGUGCUUACCAAGGUACAUUCGCCAUCAUCACACCUGCUCUCAUCUCAGGCGCCAUCGUUGGUCGAAUGAAGAUCAUCCCUUACAUGAUCUUCAUUUUCGUUUGGUCAACAGUUUGUUAUGAUCCAAUGGCGCACUGGGUAUGGGGUGAAAACGGUUGGUUAAAACAAUUGGGCACACUUGACUUUGCAGGUGGCACAGUCGUUCACAUACUCUCAGGUGUUUCUGGACUUGUCGCAUCGAUUAUUCUUGGCAAACGACAUGACUAUGAUCCGAGAGGCACCCCUGCUCACAAUUUACCAUUUACCAUUCUGGGAACAUGUCUGCUGUGGGUAGGCUGGACAGGUUUCAACGGUGGAUCGGCGAAUUCAGCGAGUGGUUUGGCCGCACUCGCAGUGAUCAACACACAUACUGCGGCUGCGACUGGACUAGUCACAUGGGUAGUGAUCGAUGCCAUGCGUGGUCACGUCUCCAUUUCAGGAGCAUGUACGGGCCCCAUCGUUGGUUUAGUAGCUAUAACGCCGUCAUCUGGGUUUGUUCAACCAGGAUGGUCAAUAUUAAUAGCAAUUAUUGUAGUAUGUAUCGUGUACACUCUUUUGUUGCUAAAGAAGUAUAUGCGUUUCGAUGACACACUGGAUGUUGCACUCAUUCAUGGAUGCGGUAGGGAAAAUAUACAUAUUUUCAUAUAUGGACAUAAUUAUAUCAAUUACAUACAUAUAUUAACAGGAGGUGUCUCUGGAGCUUUUUUGGCUGGAAUGUUUUCACAGCAAUGGGUAAAUGAAGCUGGUGGUUUCGAUGGUGCAUUCUAUGGUCGCCCAGUUCAACUAUGGUAUCAAAUAGCUGGAAUACUCACGGCUAUUGUAUUUGCCGCUGCUUGUACUGCUGGUAUUCUACUCCCAUUACAUUGGACUAUAGGAAUUCGAUUGGCUAGAGAAGAUGAAAUGGAAGGUCUUGAUGUAUCAGCUCAUGGUGAAAGUUGGGAAGUGGCCGCAUCGCGAGCAUUCAGUAAAUUUGUGAAGGAAAUAGUUGAAGAAUAUAACAACAGCGCUAAUGCACAGAAUGUCGAAGAGAACGGUACAAUUGCUCUACAGUAUACAUCUGCGAGCGGAAAGCAACCGGCAAUCACCAUUCCGUUUCCAUCCGUAAAAGGCCUACAUCAGCCACCACCUAAACACCAUGCUGGUGCUGACAAACAAGAAAGUUCCAGUGUCAGCGAGGUUAUACGUUUUUAG
Molecule: messenger RNA, 1548 nt
Organism: Adineta ricciae
Lineage: Eukaryota; Metazoa; Rotifera; Eurotatoria; Adinetida; Adinetidae
Source: the annotation of a GenBank genome assembly